Pisolithus orientalis is the source of this 3294-nucleotide messenger RNA. RefSeq names its product mediator complex subunit MED14-domain-containing protein. The record is from RefSeq and is a predicted model, not a curated record. The transcript is spliced from 21 exons. Gene Ontology annotation, molecular function: transcription coregulator activity. Bases 1 to 3294 code for a protein of 1097 amino acids. Gene Ontology annotation, cellular component: mediator complex; core mediator complex. NCBI's taxonomy places the organism in Eukaryota, Fungi, Basidiomycota, Agaricomycetes, Boletales, Pisolithaceae. Gene Ontology annotation, biological process: regulation of transcription by RNA polymerase II.
AUGUUUGAGAUGGAGCUUCCCGUCGUCUGUGACGGACAAGUUCAUCUAGGAGAAUUGUUGUCCAGGGUAGCGCAAGCGACCUAUGCUGAACUGGUCGAACUCGCAGAGACUUUGCCCAACAUGUCGGAUGCCGCACGAAAGCGGACAUUGGCUGACUGGGUGGUGAAGACGAAGAAGCAGGUCGUCAAAUUGUACGCUGUCAUGAAAUGGGCACGGGACGCGGACACCGUCCAGACAUGCAUGAAUAUAACUGCGUUUUUAAUGAAUCAGAACCAGCAGUUCCUGGAUGUCAUUGACCGCCUGACUUACGCAAAAGAGAGCUUGGAUCCUGCGAGACUUCGAAACCACGAUCUUCUCACCUCUCUUGACGUGCUAACCUCAGGGACCUACAAGAGAUUGCCGUCCGCGAUCAAGAAAUCCUUCAUUCCCGUCCCCCCUCUGACGGAUGCCGAGGUAAUAAAAACUUUGAAUGCCAUGGAGGAUACAAUCCGCUAUCGCCUCCGAAUGACCGAGAUAAUACCCAUUGAGAUGUCUCAACACCGAAUUGCCGGUGGUAGGGUACAUUUCAUUGUGCCAAAACUAUUCGAAACCUCCAUAUGUUUGCGUGGCGCCGAAAAAGACGAUGGGUGGUUCUUCGUUGGUGUAAAGUUUCUCUUUAAAGUGGGGGGCGAUACGACCGGAAAUCGAGAAUUCCCACAAGAGCCCACUGGAAUACUGAAACGACAUAUUGCCGAUGAAGCUGAUGCACAGGUGCUGUCAAACAUCGAGAAGCCCGAAAGACCCAAGCUUCCGGAGGGAACAGUUGACGCACCGCUCGUGCGAUUGUACAAUUUUCUCCAGAUGAUGUCUCUGUCUUACCAGCUUGAGAUAUUAUGGUACCAGGCGCAACGAAUGCGUUCUCUAGGAUGGGCUGAUUAUCUCAGAGUAGAAAUGCUUAAUAACCGCAAAACCUUGUCAGUGUCUUACUGGUUGCGCCCAACACCUCAAAGCAUCCCAGGACGUUCCCAAAUGCAGAGUCGUAUAAAAUUGCCUCCUCAUGGAGGUACCCUAACUAUUUCCAUUACGGAAAGUCGGGCCACCCGAAAAGCUGGAGGCGGACCUGCACGAACGCCAGUUGCACGAAUGCUUGCAGACCUACAACAGGAAGCCAAGUCUAGUGACGCCCAUCCAUCAGAUGAAGCUGAGGGGUUGAUAUUUGAUGUUCGGUGGGAACCUAUGAAAGGGACUCUUGGUGUAAUCAUUAACCAGGAGGAAGUGUUGGCCACGGACUCAAAAGACCUCGACUUUGAGGGCAUGCUUGUCCGAGUCAUCCAUGCACAUACAAGGUCAAUUCUCUUGUACUUUCAGUCCCAACUACAGAACGGGCCCACAAGGAACGUGUUUUCGCCUGAAGGAAAGGUCAUAUUGGAUUCGCGAGGCGACUAUCACCAACUUCGCGUCCACUUAUGCGCAGAUGAAGUGGCUUGUCGUAUGAACUUACGGGAUACUGGCGACCUUGCUGCUGCUGGUCGUUGGCCUCGUUUUGCAACAAUAACAGACGGUCUCAAUGAGAAUCCUAAUAUGUUACUCGAAGCCCUUAGCCUACUUCGACUAUAUACGAUCACAGACUCGGUUGAGCAGAAGGCAAAAUACCUUGGUUUCCAGGUCUUCCGACAUCGCAAUUUUUCCAAGGAGGAAAUCCAAAAACUGGGGCCCACUGCUAGGGGAACAAUAUACAUCCAGCUGGCAAGGUUCCCAACUCAUUAUCUCGUUCUCGUCAUUACCGAAGAAGAUUUCCGAUAUGCCCUUAUUUCCGUUAAAGUCCUGACUGACAGUAUGUUCGCCAACAUGAUUAUGGAGGAUAUCGGCUGGUUAGAUGUCCGACGUAUACGGGGUGAUCGAGGUGUCGGGUCCCCGGGGGAUAUCAUGAUAAGUCCCUUGAUUAGCCAAGUCGGCCAACGGAGGAGACGCCAUGUGGGUGCUUCGGCUCAGGAUGUACUAAGAGAAGACAGUUUCAACCUGGAUACCCAGACUCUGAGGGAACUCUACGCGUACUGUUGUGCCCGUGUCGCUUAUACGAGAGUUGAACUCCAACUCAAACGUCGUGGCAUCCCAUACAUUCAUGUCAACCCUGCAAACAGUCUUCCUCCAUCAGAACUUUCCCACAUUCAGUCGUCCCUUGCUUGCUCUGUGCCCGCUCUAUGUGUUCAGUCGUCGGACAUUCUCUCCGGAGCACCCGCCGCUGAGGCGGCAAUGCCAAACAUCCGUGUCAUACCGCUCAACUGGUGGUCAGACAAGAAAGCGCAGGUUGUCACAUGUGUGAAGCUCAAAUACGUCCAGCAACCUGUUGGCAAACGAGCCGCGGCAAGAGCGACCAACAACAUUAUUCGACCUUCUAAGAGAAUAGUAUACGAUGCUACGGAGGCCGUCGUGUCUUUCUUAUCUGAAAACGUGGACACCUGUGUAGACGAAUUCCUCGAGGAAUGGGCACGGGUAUCCAAAAUGGUUGUCAUCGCUCGCGAAGUCGCUCGGAUGGGUAAGGAAAGGAAGUGGCAGGACGUCCGGCUUCUCUCUUUUGAUCUCCAAACGGUUGAAUUUGCCUAUGCGGCGGAUUACACUGUAUCCAUCAGUUGCACAGACCAGUUAUCACCGACUGGAGGUUCCUUUGAGCUGCGCUUUUCACGCAGCGCUCCGACAUUUCGUCCGACACAGCCAGCAUCACUUGCGCCUCCACCUAUACCAGUUUCAUUGCGACAACCACGGACCAACCCUCACGAAGAAGCAGAACCAUAUCUGCGACAGAUUCUACGUUAUGGAUCUUUAGCGACGUCCUUGUACCGCCUGGUGGGGCUGCUGCGUGAUACGCUUCCAGCGGUUGCAGAGCUUGACCAUAUGAUAGCGGCUGCCAAAGAGCUGGCUGGACGGGAUAGAUCUAACAGCGGCGCCGACGAUCCAUGGUUCGACGCCUUUGUUAAAGGCUUGGGAUGGUGGAGAGUGCUAUAUGGCGAUCUAAGGCACGCCCUUGAUCUUAGAUUAAUGACCAACAAGCGUAUCGUUAUUCUGGAUGCAUCACGUUCGCUCUUUCAGCAGUCGCUUGCUCCUCAGACCGAAGAAGUCACUGAGUUGCUGACAUUCCAACCCAUCCCCGAUUUCCGUGAUCUCGUUACGGAGGCUGUGCGUGCUGCGCGACCACCAGGGGUCGCCAACGAGGAGCGAGUAGCAAUGAUUGAUAUCGGAGUGGUUUGUGAAGGAGGAUCAGUUGGACCUGUGCUGAGGGCGUUGCAUGAGCGGGUGCUGAAGAAGCUGAAAGAAUAG